Messenger RNA from Haliotis rubra (blacklip abalone), 771 nucleotides. RefSeq lists its product as uncharacterized. The record is from RefSeq and is a predicted model, not a curated record. NCBI's taxonomy places the organism in Eukaryota, Metazoa, Mollusca, Gastropoda, Lepetellida, Haliotidae. Bases 14 to 613 code for a protein of 199 amino acids. The transcript is spliced from 2 exons.
UAUAAAUCUAACGAUGAACGUUCUUGCUAACAACAGUGAUCGUCAGUUUCUGUGGAUGAUGGCUUCAGUUUCUGAUGGCAGUAAGCUGACUGUUGCCUGUGGGAAGACGAUACCACCAGAUGGAGCUUCUUCUACACAGUCGACUAAAAGCCGCCUGUCGAUUCAUACGAGUUCACACAAUUACAUGACCAGUUCUUACUCAAAAGCAACAUCACAUUAUCCCAGGGCUACCAGGACAACAGACAUAUGGACAUCGUCGACAGGGUCGAUGACCACAACAGCAACUGGGUUAUUUGGGUCAGUUUCAAGCAAAGGGUAUGAAGAAAGCACGCUAAUGCAUUUGAACUCUGAUUCAUCUUCUGGAUUACAAUUCACCACGUCUUCCUCGUUAUUACUCACAACAUUAAGGUCGACUACUGGUUGCAGGCACAACAGUCCCAUUGCCGCCCACGAAAAGAUCGUCUUCACUUCCACAAACGUAUCCAUCUUCACCGUCUAUGACAGGAACACUAUCGCCGCCACUGACACACUCGACCACAGGAGGAAUACAUUCUGCAGGACAUACAUCAUUCUCGACACGCCCAAGUCAAAGGUUGUCUUCGUCCUUGUUUGAAGCAUCAUUAUCUUCAAGCGUCACACCAUUUCAUCUCAUGAAGACAACAAAACAAACUUCACAUCCAGUGACGGUGUCAUCCUCACGACAGUCUGCAAGGAGUUCACCUUCAUCAUCAACAUCAAGGGUUCAGACAGUUCCGCCUUCAAACGUGCCAU